Thyridium curvatum is the source of this 3714-nucleotide messenger RNA. RefSeq lists its product as uncharacterized. The record is from RefSeq and is a predicted model, not a curated record. The coding region runs from base 1 to 3714 and encodes 1237 amino acids. Lineage: Eukaryota; Fungi; Ascomycota; Sordariomycetes; Thyridiales; Thyridiaceae. The transcript has 3 exons.
AUGGACAGAAUACUCAAGAAGCGCCCAAGUGCGCCGGCUACGGCCUCGGACCCCAGUCUUCCCAAGCUCGACACCCGCAUCUCGAGCCCUGCCACCAGUUCGCCGGCCAGCUCCAUCGAGAGCAGCAAGGGCGAUUUCUUCCAGGCCAUGGUUCCGCGGGCCAUCCGGUCGCUGAGCCGGGGCUCCAACACCCAGAGCCCGAGGUCGGCCGGCCAUGCGCCCUCGUCGCCGCAGCCACGAAGGCUGCUCUCCAAGUCGCACUCGCGAGCUUCCACGAUCGACCUGACGAGCCGCCGCGGGUCUGUCACCUCCGAAGAACAUGGGCGGAUCUCCCGAGCUUCCACCACCGUCAGCGGCAGCUCGACGGCCAGCAUCGACUGGAGGUCGCAGGCCGUAGAGAGCCACGCCGCGCUCGAACCGGACACGCAGUUUCUGAGGAACAAGACGGGCUAUCUGGUGAUAACGACCGACUUCAUUGUCGUCCUCAAGAGCAAAACCGACUUCCUGGCUGCUUUUCCGCAGCAGGCAGCUGAGGCGCCUAGGAACUCAUACCCACCUAUGCCUGAGCCUCUCCAAGUCAUCCCGAUUCACGAACUCGUCGCAGUCUUCUACGCAGAAAGUCCACGGCCAUCGUUUGGCAUGGAGCUAUGGUGGAGGUCUCCCUUCCCGUCUAUAUCCUUUCGCACCGCACAAUUUUUCUUCAGUCUUCCCAAGGAGAGGCAAGAGCAGAUGGAUUGCAUUCAUCGACAGAUCAGAACAAAGGGCCGAGACCCACCAGAUGUCUCGCGUGUAUCUAUGGAAGUCGAGGAACGCAUCAAGAAGAUCAUCAUCUCCGAAGAACCGGAGCACCCCAACUGCCACCCCGAGGUAUUUCCAGUCGCCUACCGGACAACGCCCUCGAAGGACGGCAGCAGCAUCAAAUCUGACGACAGGUCCAAGAAGGGCCCGGAUGGGCCAUCUUACUAUUUUGCCAUUGGUGUCAACCUCUGCUUCUUGAUUGAGAUUUCCAAGGGUUCGCUGCUGCAAGAGGGUGCGCCCGAGAUCAAAUAUGAGCGCUAUGGGCUCGUAACUCUCGAAACCUUCCAGGGUCAUUGGUUCCCACAUGAAGAGCGCUUCGUGAUGCGGUUCCGUGAUCCCUUCAAGCCCGUGAUAGUGCUAGAACUAGCCAGCCGAUACUACAAGCAAAUCAUUCUCACCCUGAUGAAGGCCGACCGAUACCUCCGGCCUGCUUGGCCGCCUGUCUGGCAGACUCUAGAGACUUUCCAGGUCGUCCACAUGAAGAAUCCCCAGCAGCCCGUUGCCGGCGAAGAUUACGGUGGAUUCCAGAGGACUCUCGCCGCGUACAUGGCGGCAUACAAAUGCGGGCCGGUGGAAUGGGAGAUCAACUGGAAAGCUGCCAUUGCCCCGGAAUUUCGAUUGCUUCCGUCGCGAACGGGCGGUCACUACUCUGCCCUGCAACUUCUGGCAGUGCUCCGCGCCUUGCGAUAUAACGAUUACUUCACCGCACUGUCAUUCCGUGACGUCGACCUGAGCGAACUGUGGGGCAGGCAUGAGGUGGUUCGGAGAGGCAACAUUGCGUACAUGGAUCGCAAUUGCCUCAGCUUGACCGAAGACGAGCGCUGGGAGGUGCAACGCGGUUCGGUGCUGCACCAGGAGUUCCACGCUCUCGCAUUUGGCACCAAGGUUAUCCGACAAAUCGACUUUACUAAUUCCCUGCGGAGCUAUCCCGUGGACAGGGACAUCGCCGGGCACACGGAACAAGGUGUUCAAUUCCUGACUGCCAUACUGAACCUCCUCGAGACGGGCCUUACCCGAUGCAAUCGGCUCAUCCUCAGCGGGUGCGCUCUCAGCCGCGAGGAUGUAAUCCGGAUCGUGGAUGCCCUGACCCCUACGAUUAUUGACGACGGCCCCGAGCUUGUGGCUACACGGCCCGGGAUCAACCUCGAAGUCUUGAACGUCUCCAAUUGCGGUCUGUCGGACCAGUCCUUGCGAAAUCUACUCGAGACCCUGCCUUACACCGGGGCCACACUGCAAGAUCUAGACAUCUCUGGCAAUCUGGGCCGUGUGAAUGCGUUCUUGAUCUCCGAAUUCAUGGAAUGUGCAUACGAUCUGAGGAGCUUGAACGUCUCGGGAAGUCUUAUGGGCACUAUCGAAGGUCCGCUCGUCUCAUUCGAGGCCUUAGUACGCCUUAUCUACCUCGAAGAGCUGAACCUUUCUCAUUUCAAGAUGAAUGAGGAGUCUAUUUCGGCUUUGGAGAGAUAUCUACUGCAUCUCGCCGCAGAAGGAGCUGCAUGGAGCGGGCCGCAUGAUACACCCGCCCUCGGCUCUUUGAUACUAAACGAUUGCAGGAUCUCCGGAUACGACGCGGGGAGACUCUUUAGCGCCAUGACUGGCCUUUACAACGUGCAUCUAUGCCUCAAUGAGAAUCCGCUAGAGGAUGGCAUCGAUCACCUGGCUCGCAGCAUCGGUCUUUGCUGGAAAGGGCAAUUCGGGCUGCAUAUGGACAUGGUCGAGUUCAGGGAGGAUGCGAGCUACAUCCAGCUCAUCAAGGCCCUGGCGAUGAACAAGCAUAUCCGAUUCCUGAGUCUGGCCGGCACUGCACCCACGCCGAAGCCAGACGGAACGUGCAGCGCCGAGACCUGCGAGGCGCUCGCGCAGCUGUUCGAGAGGAACGAGUCGAUCCGCUACCUCGACAUCUCCGGCUUCAGCGGCAAGCUCGACGAGGGCCAGCUCGGCAAGGGCUUCAGCCGCUGCCUGCGCGGCCUCGCGGCCAACAAGACCAUCACCCACCUGCGCCUCCGGAACCAGAACCUCAACGACGACAUCGGCAUCCUCGGGUGGGUCAUCACGCAGAACUCGGCGCUGCUGUCCCUCGACUGCGAGGACAAUAACUUCAACCUCACGAGCAUGCGCUACCUGGUCGAGAGCCUCAGACAGAACGACUCGAUCGUCGACUUCCCAUUUGGCGCCGACGAGCAGCAGCAGCUGCUCCGUCGCUGCAUCAAGGACGUCUCCUCCUCCAACGGCGGCCCCGGCUCCGGCUCCAGUUCCGCCUCGAGCGGCGGCGGCGGCGGCAGCGGCAGCGGCAGCGGCAGCUUCCGACCCUUCGGGCUCGAGGAGCAAAAGGCGCUGUUCAAGAGCGAGAUCCGGCGCGGCGUGCUCGAGCUGCGCGGGCACCUCGAGCGCAACCGGGCCGCGGCCGAGGCGCGUUCGGGCUGCUUCCUCAACCACGACGAGUCGCGCGAGACGGGGCCGAGCCGCGGCUGGCCGGCGCUGCUGCUCGAGGCGCCCGCCAGCGCGACGCCGACGGACGCGGCCGAGGCCCGGGCCUCGGCGGCCGCGCCGCGCAAGACGGUGCGGUCGGCGUCGGUCGUGGGGCUGGGCACUAUCGCCGAGGCUCUCUAUCGCGUCGAGCACACCGACGAGGCGCUGCACAGCCUGUCGUCGGAGACGGCGUCCCCGGGGCCGGCGAGCCAUGCCCCCUCGGAGUCCGGGUCCGGGUCCGGGUCUGCUUCCCGGUCGCCGCCGACGCCCGAGCUCGAGCACCAGCUCGACAGCCCCAAGUCGUCGCUGCUGGCGGAGGAUGCCGUCGUGCAGGAGGGAGGGGCGGAGCCGCCCAUCAUCGACAUGCCGACGUCGGCGCUGGACCGGCUCUGGAGCCAGUUCAAGCUUACGCCGUCGUCGUCUGCUGCUGCUGCGGAGCAGACGGUCUAG